Molecule: messenger RNA, 1576 nt
Organism: Coffea eugenioides
Lineage: Eukaryota; Viridiplantae; Streptophyta; Magnoliopsida; Gentianales; Rubiaceae
Product: traB domain-containing protein
Exons: 7
Coding region: 182-1336 (384 amino acids)
Source: RefSeq, a predicted model, not a curated record
AUACGUACCACAGGUUGUUGGAUGGAUCGAUCCUGCGCCCUUGACUUACCUGGCAUUUUCGAAAGAGCACCUUUCGUUCUUGGGAGUUAGGACUAGGGCCGUACACGGAGUUCUCUGGCCGGUGUAGUCUUUGAACUGAAGCUAGAGCUCUUGUAUUGUAUCAUCCAACGUCUCGUUGAGCAUGAAAAUCCUGGCAAAUCCAUUUCCAACCUUCACGACGGCGGCUAAACACCACUACUCUGAUGGCCUUAGACUCAAAAACAAAUGCAUCAAUACGUAUAUUACAAAAGCGUCCGUCAAACCUCCACCCCCCGAAUUCGAUUUCAGAACCGAAAUCUUGAGUGGAUCCCAAACCGCAAUUGCUGAAACGCAUCCGGAGUUACUUGACUUGGCCAACAAUGGAAGCUUGGUUCUCGUCACCAAGAACCAGUACGGUCCAGUGCCAAGCUGGAGAACAGAGUUCGCUGAACCAGAGGCCAUUUGGCUAUUUGGAACCACCCAUAUUUCAAAGGAGUCUGCCGAUGAUGUUGGAAGGGUCAUUCGUGCUGUAAAGCCUGAUAAUGUCGUUGUCGAACUUUGCAGAAGCAGAGCUGGGAUUAUGUACACUUGUAGCGAUGGGAAGCUAAAGAAGCAGUUAAGGUCGAGCAUGUUUUCUUUGAGUGGGACUGGAUUCUUUGGUGCAGUUGGUCGCAGCCUAGGCUUGGGUGGUCAAACUGCUUUAGCAUUGCGCCUACUGUUGGCAGCAUUCUCUUCCAAGUUAUCUUCAGAAAUUAAUCGACCUUUUGGAGAUGAAUUUCGUGCUGCCCGAAAGGCUGCUGAAGAAAUUGGUGCUCAGAUGGUACUAGGAGAUCGCCCAAUUGAAAUUACUCUUGAACGGGCAUGGAAUUCUCUGAUAUGGAAGGAAAAACUGAGUCUGUUGACCUCCGUUAUUGGUGGAUUAACAUCAUUGUCGGACCUAUCCAUGAAGACAUUAAAGGAAUCAAGCGCUCGGGAAGAAAACUGUUUCCAGCUCUAUGAGCAGUUGAGCUUUUCAUAUCCAUCGCUCCUGCAGCCCCUCAUACAUGAACGCGACACGUAUCUAGCAUGGUCUCUGAAGAGGAGCAAAGCUGUGAAUAAUAGUAAGCAAGUGGUGGGAGUAAUAGGAAAGGGGCACAUGAAUGGAGUCAUAUACUCGCUGAUAUCGGAUCAAGGGAACUUGCGGUUCCGGGAUCUUGCAGGACAAAGAGCUUCAGGAGAUGGCUCCACUUGGCUUGUUCGUGCUCUUAGAAGCUUGAUCAGGGACACUGCACUUGGCAUACUACUCUGGUUGCUCUACGAGAAGAUUAAGACUGGGUGAUCAGUAGUAAUGCAUACGUUCAGAAUUUAAUUUACUACCAGGAGACGAUAUAUCUGAGCUAAAACCUUCCCGCAUUAUCUGGAACACGCAACAACAGGCACAAACAAUUGUGUUCCAUUCCUUUUUCUUACUAAUCCGAAUUGUGCUGCUGUCCUGAUAUUCAACAUAAUUUUCAGUCACGCAACUAUUUGAUCGCGGAUCAAGAAUUGCCCAGAAACGGAUUCCUAGUUUCUUUGGUUA